This is a messenger RNA of Ictalurus furcatus (blue catfish), 3743 nucleotides long. RefSeq names its product dihydropyrimidinase-related protein 2. Gene Ontology annotation, cellular component: cytoplasm; cytosol. The record is from RefSeq and is a predicted model, not a curated record. Gene Ontology annotation, molecular function: hydrolase activity, acting on carbon-nitrogen (but not peptide) bonds, in cyclic amides. The transcript has 14 exons. Bases 596 to 2317 code for a protein of 573 amino acids. Lineage: Eukaryota; Metazoa; Chordata; Actinopteri; Siluriformes; Ictaluridae.
UUCUUAAUAAUGAGUCAGAAGCCCUUCAACACUGCAUAUAAAUCAACAUGAGUUGGAUAUGAUCCAUUAACGCUUAAUGCAUGAACUGCACAGACCUCUCAGAGGUUAGACUGGGGUGGCAUGCUGGGGUGCUUCCGGGGUGGCAGCAGUGCUCUUGUGCCCCCCAUGUGACCACGGUGCGAAUUUGUUCUGGCCUGUUUAACCCUGUUUCAUUAAAAAUCCGUGGCUCGCUUGGCAUUCAGAAGCGUUUGGUCACACUGGAUCCAAUGUUUUCCUCCACCCAGUUCUUGGACUCGGAGAUGGGCGUGGCUAAACGUCUGUCCAUUCGGAAUGGAACAGGGCGGGGGCUUUGCGCAUGCGCGCUGCGCUCUUUCUGUCCUUCUUGGCGCAUCAGCGGAGAAAAGGAGAGCAGAUAGACAUUCUUCUUUCUUUCCCUGUGAUUUCUCUCUUUCUCUUUUUGCGCUUCGGCUCGAUCGUCUCCGACUUCCGUCGCACAGCACGGCCUGAUUUCCUCUCCUUGAAAAGCGUUGGAGAAUUUUUUUUAAAUUUUUGACAUCUAUUUCAGCCAUAACGGUUCAUCCAAAAGAGGGUGAAGAUGUCCGGAUAUCAGGGCAAGAAGAACAUCCCUCGCAUCACUAGUGAGCGCUUGCUCAUUAAAGGAGCGAAGAUUGUGAACGAUGACCAGUCCUUCUCCGCAGACAUCUACAUGGAGGAUGGACUCAUCAAGCAGAUUGGGGAGAACCUGAUUGUCCCAGGUGGGGUGAAGACGAUCGAUGCCCACGGCCGCAUGGUGAUGCCGGGUGGCAUCGAUGUCCACACUCGCUUCCAGAUGCCUGACCGAGGCAUGACGGCAGCCGACGACUUUUAUCAGGGCACCCGCGCGGCAGUGUCAGGAGGAACCACCAUGAUCAUUGACCACGUGGUUCCCGAGCCCGGUACCGGUCUGAUAGCGGCGUUUAAUCAGUGGCGUCAGUGGGCCGACAGCAAGUCGUGCUGCGAUUACUCGCUCCACGUCGACAUCACCGAGUGGCACAAAGGCAUCCAGGAGGAAAUGGAGACGCUCGUCAAGGACCAUGGUAUUAACUCUUUCCUGGUCUACCUGGCUUACAAGGACAUCUUCCAGCUGACCGACUCUCAGAUCUACGAGGUGUUCAGCGUGAUCCGGGACCUCGGCGCCAUCGCACAGGUCCACGCUGAGAACGGAGACAUCAUCGCGGAGGAGCAGCGUAGAAUCCUGGAGUUGGGAAUCACCGGACCGGAGGGACACGUUCUGAGCCGUCCAGAGGAGGUGGAGGCCGAGGCGGUGAACCGCUCCAUCACGGUGGCCAAUCAGACCAAUUGUCCUCUUUACAUCACCAAGGUGAUGAGCAAGAGCGCAGCUGAUGUCAUCGCCCAGGCCAGGAAGAAAGGCACCGUGGUAUACGGGGAGCCAAUCACGGCCAGUCUUGGCACAGACGGCUCGCACUAUUGGAGCAAAAACUGGGCCAAAGCUGCAGCAUAUGUGACCUCGCCACCCCUGAGUCCGGAUCCCACUACACCCGACUAUCUCAACUCCCUGCUGUCAUGUGGCGACCUCCAGGUGACAGGAAGUGCCCACUGCACCUUCAACACCGCGCAGAGAGCCGUUGGGAAAGACGACUUCACCCUCAUCCCUGAGGGGACCAACGGCACAGAGGAGAGGAUGUCCAUCAUCUGGGACAAAUGUGUGGUGUCUGGGAAGAUGGAUGAGAACCAGUUUGUGGCCGUGACCAGCACAAACGCAGCUAAGAUCUUCAACCUGUACCCCCGUAAGGGCCGCAUCGCCGUGGGAUCAGACGCUGACCUGGUGCUCUGGGACCCCGACAUCACCAAGAUCAUCUCGGCCAAGAGCCACAAUCUGGCGGUGGAGUACAACAUCUUCGAGGGCAUGGAGGUGCGUGGAGCUCCGCUGGUGGUCAUUAGCCAGGGAAAGAUUGUUCUAGAGGACGGAACCCUGCACACCACUGAGGGCUCAGGACGCUACGUGACCCGAAAACCAUUCCCUGACUACGUCUACAAGAGGAUAAAAGCCCGCAGCAGGCUUGCUGAGUUGAGGGGCGUUCCUCGUGGCCUGUACGACGGCCCGGUGUGUGAAGUUACCGUGACUCCCAAGGCUGUUACCCCUGCUUCUUCAGCCAAAACAUCUCCAGCCAAACAGCAAGGUCAGCCUGUCAGGAACCUGCACCAGUCUGGCUUCAGCCUCUCUGGUGCUCAGAUUGACGAUAACGUUCCACGUCGCAGCACUCAGCGCAUCGUGGCACCCCCUGGUGGCAGGGCUAACAUCACCAGCCUGGGUUAGAGCUCUCAGCUCCCUGCAGGAGAUCAGGGGGUUGGGGGGUGUUUACAAGUGGAGGUGUUUCCGAUACCAACGCUAGGUCCAGAGUCGAGACUCUCCACUCCUGAAACCCACUAACCCUCCUUUAAUCUCAUAGUCCCCUACUUUUACCCCGUUUUCCCUCCUUGCCCCAAAUCCCUAAACCCUCUCCUUUAGGAGAAAUUUAACGAAAAAAAAAAAGAAGUAUUUGCCUCAUGUGAAGAUAAAAGUAAAAUAAUUAACACUCCAUAUUUGAGCACCUUGAUUGUAUGAUUUAGCAUUUUUUAUACUGUAUUUUUUACCUAUCGUGUGCCAUUUUAUAGAUCUUUUUUUUUUCUUUCCUUUAUUUAACACCUUUUUUUAAUUGGAGGGGUCCAGAUAAUAGGCUAAGCGGUUAUUGUUUACCAUUAAAACUUUAUUUAACAAGGUGAGUGGCAUAUAGAGUCCUAGCUUUGAGCACGUUCCAGUGGCAUAACGUUGUUUUUCCGUCAUUGUAGGGUUUUAAUAUCAUUUAGGAUUGUUAAUAUUCAUUGCGUAAUCGGCGACACGUUAAAACUAAAGGCCGUUCAUUUUUGUCGCACGCGAGCGCUAACUCGUAAACGUCGGCUUUUAGGCCAGAAAUUGAUCCAACUUAAAGUGCACCUAUUGUGGUUUUGAAACGUGCCUAAUUUUGUUUUAAAGCUCUCAUACGAUCGAUUUACGUACAUCCGAGGUCAAAAAAACUGCAGCGUUACCGUUUUUCCCCCCAGUGUCACAAACGACUCGUUAAAUGAUUCGUUCUAAAGGAUUCGUUCUAAAGUUCUCCUUUCAGAGAGCAUACUCUGCUCUGAUUGGUCAGACGUCCCUGUCUGUCGUGAUUGGUCUACCGCUGUCAGCGAGCAGACGAUGAAGAUCAGAGGCGGGGGUUUUUUUGUUACGAACCUACGUAGGUUAGUACAGGAAGUAAAGUCUGGAAUCACUAACGAGUCGUUUCGGCCGUUCAGAAUCGGUUCCUUCUUUCGGGAGUCGAUAACUCCGUUUGUCGUGCGCUUUGAUUUUUGAAACUUUACAGACUUUUUACAUUCGCAAACAGCUACGUAUAGAACACGCUACAUGAAAGGGAAUAUCUGAAAAAACCAUCGUAGGUGCACUUUAAGUGUAUUCGUUUGGCGUAAAUGAAAAACAUCAGGACACAAUUCAAGCGAUUUGGCCACCCGAUCUGAAGAAAUCAAAUCCAUACGAGGAAGCAGCUUUAAUGCUUCGAAGUUAGUUUUGUGAUUGGUAGUUGAGGAAUUGUGCACUGUUUAGUCAUUUUAAAAGGUGAGCUGUGUGGAAAUCGGCACCCCGUGUGAGGACUUUUCUGGCUCGUUUUAAUUCACCGAGAUGCAGAUGGGAAAUUGCAGAGACGAACGUCCUUUUUUUUUUUUUUUUU